AUGGAGUGGACCGACGAGUUAAUGGUCGGAAUCACCUAUGUGAUCAUUGGAUUCGUCGGAUUCGUUUGCAAUUUAGCGACAGUUGUUAUGAUCGGCACAAAUCGUGUCUAUCGUCUUUCUGCUUACACGAUAAUGGCUAAUGUGGCCUUAGCCGAUGCGAUUAUGAUGCUCAUUGCUGGAGUUGCUUGUGGUUGUUCCCUUCUCUGGCCUGGUGAUGAGAGGCUCGGCUCGACUUUAGCCACCUACAAAGUGACUGGGAAUGACUCAAUGCCGGAUAUUCUGUCGAUUCCGAUCAACACAAACACUUUGGGAAUCGUUCUUUCCCUUUGCGAGAUUGCCGCUUGGAUUGCUGGAGUGGUCAGCUAUGCAUUGUUAGGUCUAAAUCGUUGCAUCGCCAUCUGUUAUUAUGGAACGAAAGCCAGGGCUCUCAAUCGAGUCUCCAUCGCUAUUGUCGGCUCGAUUUUCACCUGGGUCAUUGGGAUUGCAAUUGCAAUCCUUGGAAGUAUGCCCGAGCCAUUGAUGGGAAUCCGGCGUGACAUGUGGUCUUUCAGUUUCCUUCAAACACGCGGCGAUCGACCUCAGCUUUUCCUGAUUCUGAUGUUGGUGAUUAAUGGAGCGGGAGUGGGCGCACAAUGGAUUUGCUCGUCUUUGGUUCUACUCCGGAUUCAUCGUGUCAAGCAGAAGAUCAGCCGCAACAAGAUCAAUCAAAACAGCGCGAAUCGCUUCAAGAAACAGGCUCGUCUCACCUUUCAAUUCUUCUAUCCAUCUCUUCUCUGCACGAUCGCUUCACUCGUCUAUUUCUGCAAGCCCUACGUGGUUGAUCGAUUGAGCGCCUGGCAAUUCGUGGGAUUGCAUUUGAUUUGGUUGUGCAAUCACGCGUGUAAUCCCUUCAUUUAUGCCUACUUCAACGAUCGAAUGCGGCUCACUUACAGGGAAAUGUUGACGUGUGCCCAAUUGCGGUAUCAUUUGAGAAAGCGACGAAUCUCACGCGGUUUCCGGCACAACCCUCGCCACAAUGUCUCCAGGCGAUCGAACGCUCCAAAAUCGACACGAAUGUCGGCUCGAUCAGUGAAAAGUCGAGACGGAAAUUUUGUCCGAAACAGUUUACAGCUUCAAUCUCGUGACUUCGAGCAGCUGUGCGAGUUCAUUAUGAGAGUCAAUCCACUCUAUGAUUCGUCGGAAGGAUGGAGAGAAAGUAGUGAUGAGGAAGAUUUCGCUCCAGAGAUGACAAAAGCUCCUGAAUCGACUUGUGGUGAUGGUGAUUCCUCAGCAGCUCCAAGUCGUGAGCCUCGUUCAAUUGUUCUUGAUUUGGGUCGACAAACUGUUGAGCAUUGGGUUCGCUUUGCGAAAAAGGCUUCCAUU
Mesorhabditis belari is the source of this 1362-nucleotide messenger RNA. NCBI's taxonomy places the organism in Eukaryota, Metazoa, Nematoda, Chromadorea, Rhabditida, Rhabditidae. The record is from the annotation of a GenBank genome assembly.